This is a messenger RNA of Rotaria sordida, 3249 nucleotides long. NCBI's taxonomy places the organism in Eukaryota, Metazoa, Rotifera, Eurotatoria, Philodinida, Philodinidae. The record is from the annotation of a GenBank genome assembly.
AUGAAUAAUCAAACUGAAUCUCCAUCUAAUACAUCACCUAUGAAAAAUACAACAUCAACAUCAACAUUAUUAUCUAGCCCAAAUCAACGACAUCAUCAUCACAAUUAUACACGUUCUCCGAAUAGUUUAACUGAUUUUCAAAUUAUAGCUGAUCGAGCAAAUCGUGACUAUCAAAAUGGAAAUUAUGAACGAGCUGAACAAUAUUGUCUUCAAUUAUAUCAACAAGAACCGGAUAAUACAAGUUUAUUAUUAUUACUUAGUUCAAUUUAUUUUCAAAUGCGUCGUUAUGAUCAAUCAAUGCAAUAUAGUCUUUUAGCUACAAAACUUGAUCCACAUCUAGCCGAAGCUCAUUCAAAUUUAGCUAAUGCAUAUAAAGAAAAAGGUUUUCUAAAUUUAGCUCUUGAUCAUUAUGUUAAAGCAUUACAAUUAAAACCCGAUUUUAUUGAUGGAUAUAUUAAUUAUGCGGCUGCUCUUAUUGCAAAUUCAGAUAUGGAAGGUGCUGUUAGUGCUUAUUUAAGAGCAUUACAAUAUAAUCCAAAUUUAUAUGGUGUUAGAAAUGACUUAGGAAAUUUAUUAAAAGCUCUUGGUUAUAUAGAAGAAGCAAAAGAAUGUUAUUUAAAAGUGAUUAAAACUCAACCAACAUUUGCUGUCGCAUGGAGUAACUUGGGUUGUAUAUUUAAUUGUCAAGGCGAAAUUUGGUUAGCUAUUCAUCAUUUUGAAAAGGCAGUUGCUCUAGAUCCGAAUUUUCUCGAUGGAUAUAUUAAUUUGGGCAAUGUUCUAAAAGAAGCACGAAUAUUUGAUCGCGCUGUGACAGCUUAUUUACGUGCUUUACAUCUUUCACCGAAUCAUCCAAUUGUUCAUGGUAACCUUGCUUGUGCUUAUUAUGAACAAGGUCUAAUUGAUUUAGCCAUUGAAACUUACCGUCGUGCUAUUCAAUUGCAAUCAAAUUUUCCAGAUGCCUAUUGUAAUUUAGCAAAUGCAUUGAAAGUACAAGGCAAGGUCUCUGAAGCUGAAGAAUGUUAUAAAACAGCACUUAGUCAAUGUCCAACACAUGCUGAUUCUCUUAAUAAUUUAGCAAAUAUUCGUCGUGAACAAGGUCAAAUAGAUGAAGCAAUUAAUUUAUAUAAACGUGCAUUAGAUAUUUUACCAAGUUUUGCUGCUGCACAUUCAAAUUUAGCAUCAGUUUUACAACAACAAGGUCGUCUACAUGAUGCAUUAAAUCAUUAUAAAGAAGCUAUACGUAUUCAACCAAUGUUUGCUGAUGCACAUUCAAAUCUUGGUAAUACAUUAAAAGAAAUUGGUGAUAUACCAGGUGCAUUACAAUGUUAUACACGUGCUAUACAAAUAAAUCCAUCAUUUGCUGAUGCACAUUCAAAUUUAGCUUCAAUACAUAAAGAUACUGGAAAUAUUAUUGAUGCUAUACAAGCAUAUAAAACAGCUUUAAAAUUAAAACCAGAUUUUCCCGAUGCUUUUUGUAAUUUAGCUCAUUGUUUACAAAUUAUUUGUGAUUGGAAUGAUUAUGAUAGUCGUUUAAAUAAAAUAUGUUCAAUUAUACAAGAACAACUUGAGAAAAAUCGUUUACCAAGUGUACAUCCACAUCAUAGUAUGCUUUAUCCAUUAACUGGUGAACAACGACGAAAUAUUGCUACACGACAUGCUCUUUUAUGUCUUGAACGAAUUCAACUAUUACAUAAAAAAUUAUUUAGUUAUUCACAAGAUUUAAGUACAACAAAUGGUCGUUUACGUAUAGGUUAUGUUAGUUCAGAUUUUUGUAAUCAUCCAACAGCACAUUUAAUGCAAAGUAUACCUGGUUUACAUAAUCGUGAACGUGUAGAAAUUUUUUGUUAUUCAUUAAGUGCCGAUGAUGGCACUACAUUUCGAGCAAAAAUUGAACGUGAAGCAGAACAUUUUAUUGAUUUAUCAUUAAUUACAUGUAAUGGACAAGCGGCCGAUCGUAUUCAUUCGGAUGGAAUUCAUAUAUUAGUUAAUCUCAAUGGUUAUACACGUGGUGCACGUAAUGAAGUUUUUGCCCUUCGUCCAGCACCAAUACAAGUUAUGUGGCUUGGUUAUCCAAAUACAUCCGGUGCACCAUUUAUGGAUUAUUUAAUAACAGAUGAAAUAACAUCUCCAUUAUCAUUAUCAUCUCAAUAUUCUGAAAAACUUGCAUAUAUGCCAUAUACAUUUUUUAUUGGUGAUCAUGCAAAUAUGUUUCGUCAUAUGACUGAAAAAGCAGUUAUUGUUGAAAGUCAACAAGAUAAUAACAGUAAUAUAAUGACAACAGUUGAUAAUCGAUCAAUUGUUAAUGCUACAAAUUUAAAACCAAUACUUGAACGCAGUGAUGUUAAGACAAUAACAGUUAAAGUAUUAGCUACCGAUGAUGAAGAUAAUGGUGAAACAAAUGCUAAAAAAUGUAAAGAAGAAGUAAUUACAUCAUUAGUUGAAUUACCACAGGCAACUGUUGUCCAUCAAUUAUUACAACAAGGACAUAAUGAAGUUAGUAUAAAUGGUAUAGUUGCACAAAACGGUACAACAACAUUACAGACAAGUUGUCGUGCAGCAACAGGUGAAGAAGUUCCUCAAACAGUUUUAUUAACAACACGUACACAAUAUGGUUUACCAGAAAAUGCUGUUGUUUAUUGUAAUUUUAAUCAAUUAUAUAAAAUUGAUCCAACCACAAUGCGUUGUUGGUGUAAUAUAUUAAAACGUGUAGCAAAUAGUGUACUUUGGCUUCUUCGGUUUCCAUCAGCGGGUGAAGAAAAUUUAAUACAAACAGCAAAAUUAUAUGGAAUCGAUUCAUCAAGAUUAAUUUUUUCAAAUGUUGCACCAAAAGAAGAACAUGUUCGACGUGGACAAUUAGCUGAUGUUUGUCUUGAUACACCUUUAUGUAAUGGUCAUACAACUGGCAUGGAUGUUCUUUGGGCAGGUACACCAAUGGUGUCACUUCCAUUUGAAACAUUAGCAUCGCGUGUUGGUGCAUCAUUAUUACAUACUCUUGGUUGUCCUGAAUUAGUUGCUGAAACAUAUGAUGAUUAUGAAAAUAUAGCUGUACGUCUAGGUAAUGAUCCGGUUUAUUUAAAAUCAAUUCGUGCUAAAGUUUGGUCACGUCGUUUAACAAGUCCAUUAUUUAAUACAGCAUUAUAUACACAACAUUUAGAAGAACUUUUUAUUAAAAUGUGGCAUAGAUAUAAAAAUAAUUUAUUACCUGAUCAUAUUAGAUCAAUAACAAGAACAACAACAACAACAAAUUAA